Messenger RNA from Chlamydomonas reinhardtii, 2130 nucleotides. RefSeq lists its product as uncharacterized. Gene Ontology annotation, molecular function: oxidoreductase activity. The transcript has 17 exons. The record is from RefSeq and is a predicted model, not a curated record. Lineage: Eukaryota; Viridiplantae; Chlorophyta; Chlorophyceae; Chlamydomonadales; Chlamydomonadaceae. Bases 58 to 1734 code for a protein of 558 amino acids. Gene Ontology annotation, biological process: carotenoid metabolic process.
GACAUUAGGCCUACUGUAUUACAUCUAUUUCAUAUCGUGUUUGAGUGGUCGCAAGAAAUGCUGCAAGCGCGACCGCUCCACGCUGCUCGUGCCGGAGCUCGGGGCGCAAGCAAACGCUCGAUUUGUACUCGCGCGGUGUCGGCACCCGCAAAGCCCACCCCUAAACUCACUGGCGAAGCCCGUUCGCACGAGACCGAUGUGGUUGUGAUUGGAAGCGGCAUUGGAGGGCUGUGCUGCGCGGGUUUGCUGGCCAAGUACGGAUACAAGGUGACUGUGUGCGAGUCGCACUACAUCGCGGGCGGCGCGGCGCACGCGUGGGAGCGCGAUGGCUACCACUUUGAGAGCGGCCCCUCGCUGUACUCGGGCAUGGCGGGUCGGGGUAAGGAGGCGAACCCCCUAGGGCAUGUGCUACAGGCUCUGGGCGUUGAGCUGGACCUCAUUCGCUACAACACGUGGAAUGUGGUCGUGCCCGAGGGCACCUUCCUCACGAGGAUCGGUAACGACAACUUCGUAGAAGUCCUGAAGCAGAUCCGCGGCCCCGAGGCAAUGGCGGAGUGGGCGCGGCUUCAAGAGGUGAUGCGGCCGCUUGCCAAGGCAGCAACCAUGAUCCCGCCCGCCGCGUUCCGCUACGACCCCGGCGCGCUGGUCACCGCCAUCGGCCGCUACCUGCCCUCGCUCCUUGAGUCCGGCCCCAACGCCGCAAAGCUUUCGGGGCCCUUCGCCGGCGUGUUGGACGGCGCCAACAUCCGCGAUCCAUUCAUCCGUAACUGGCUGGACCUGCUGAGCUUCCUGCUGUCGGGCCUGCCGGCCAACGGCACCGUGGCGGCCGAGGUGGCAUUCAUGUUUAACGAGUGGUACCGGCCCGACUGCUUCCUGGAGUUCCCAGUGGGCGGCUCGCAGGCGAUGGUGCAGGGCCUGGUGGGCGGCAUGGAGAAGUACGGCGGCCGCCUGAUGCUGAGCAGCCACGUGGACAAGAUCCUGCUGGACGACAAGGGCAAGGCCUCUGGUGUGGCGCUGCGCGGCGGCGGUACCAUCAAGGCGCGCAAGGCCGUUAUCUCCAACGCCAGUGUGUGGGACACGCUCAAGCUGGUGCCUGCGGACCGGCUGCCGGAGCAGUGGCGCCGCGAGCGCGCUGACACGCCCGCCUGCCCCUCCUUCAUGCACCUGCACGUGGGCUUCGACGCCAAGGGUCUGGAUCCCGGCCUGGAGCUGCACCACAUCGUGGUCAACCGGUGGGAGGGUGGCGUUGACCAGCCACAGAACGUGGUACUCAUUUCCAUCCCAUCGGUGAAGGACCCCUCCAUGGCGCCGGCCGGCAAGCACUGCCUACACGCCUACCUGCCAGCCACGGAGCCCUAUGAGAUCUGGAAGGGACUGGACCGGCGCAGCCUGGAGUACGCCAAGCUCAAGGAGGAGCGCAGUCAGGUGUUGUGGGCCGGCGUGGAGAAGGUCAUCCCCGACAUCCGCAAGCGCGCCGAGCUGUCCAGUGUGGGAACGCCGCUCACGCACGAGCGCUUCCUGCGCCGCCACCGCGGCAGCUACGGCCCAGCCAUCCAGGCCGGCAAGGCGCUGUUCCCGGGCCCGACCACCCCCAUCCCCGGCCUCUACAUGACGGGCGACUCGACCUUCCCCGGCAUUGGGCUGCCGGCUGUGGCGGCCAGCGGCACCAUUGCCGCCAACACGCUGGCCCCGGUGUGGGACCACUGGAAGCUUUUGGACGAGAUUGGCCUGUGAGCUGUAACUCGGGCUCUGAGUGCAGGUUUGGAUGAUGAUGGAUGGUGAUUGCGGCAUCGUGGUGGGACACUGUGAGUGCCGAAAGUCAGAGCAAGACCGAAGCUGUAUCGUUACUUGAACUAAAACGACCGAAUGAGUGAUGUUGGGGCGCAUCCUGUACAGCUGUCAAGACACGGGUUAAUGUGGUGGUGCGGGCAGUGAGGGCGUGUGAGCAAGGAGAGCGGCGGGUGAGCGCAGGUGAGUGGGGGUCAAAGCAUUACACACAGGUGCAUAACUUGCACGGCCGCAAACAAGGAGGUGGCUGCCUUAGGGAGGCAGGAAAAGGGCUGAGCCCUCCCCUCCCGGGUCGUUAUCAACCCAGCCCACCUUGACGCGGGCGCCUACUAAGCACACGCA